This is a messenger RNA of Pelobates cultripes (western spadefoot toad), 24951 nucleotides long. Lineage: Eukaryota; Metazoa; Chordata; Amphibia; Anura; Pelobatidae. The record is from the annotation of a GenBank genome assembly.
CAGCCUUGGAGCGGAAGUGACGCCACGGGAGCGUGUGACCAAUCGCGUGAGGCGGUGCGAGCUGUGCGAGCCGGGCGGGCGGUCGGUUGGCUCAGCAUGUCAGUGAGCAGGAGGAUGCCGCGCUGGCCGGCCGGUCACUGAGGGCCAUGUCUGUGCUGUACGCGCUGGCCUGGCGCCUCCUGCAGGCGGUGCUCUAUACCCACCGCGCCCUGCUGCUCGUCCUGCUCCGCUGCUGGAACUGGAGGCUGUGGCGGGCGGCUGCCGCGCUCCUCGUACCGGCUGAGCUCGCUCUCUGGUACCGGCGGGGAGGGCGGCGAGACUGCGUCCGACGGUGCGACCAUCCCCGGCACUGCCGCUGCUCGGAGCCCGGCCAGCCGUGUGAGUGCCAGUACCUGCAGUGCGAGCGGCCAUUCUCUGAGCGCGGCAGGAGCGACGUGUCCGGCCUGGCCAAGCUCCCCGUGCACAUGGCGCUGCUCAUCAGCGAGGAACACGAGAGCUACACGGACGUGGCCAACCUGGUGGUGUGGUGCAUGGCGGUGGGCAUCUCCUAUGUCAGUGUGUACGAUCACCAAGGUAACCAUAGCAACCCAGGGUAAGGUCAUGGGGCCAGUGACUGAUCGCUGGCAGUGAUGGGAGUUAGUGUGCAAUGUAAGGGGAAUAUACACCGCUCUUAUAGGACUGCCACUACUAUCCUGUGUGUACUGCCAUGUUUACAAUUUUACCACAACCUAAUGGCUAGGUAAGUUAGCUGUAGGUUGUGUUAAAGUUUAUAAUUUUUAUGUGUUGUGCCAAGAAGAAUCCAACAAAGCAUGUGAAUUAGUUAAUACUGGCAGAGCUGUGUCCUUAAGCAUCUACAACACUGAGUGGGAGAGCAUGGGGUGCGAGCAUAAUGACAAUUGUCAGUUAGAUGGGAUUGGCAAGUCACUUUAAUUUAGAAGUGCAGUAGAGAUAAGUUCUUGUUUUUUGUUUUGUAAACUCCCAAAAUACAAUUUACUAGGAUGCAGAAUCAAGGAAGUGACAGUUCCACUUCCAAGGAAAUCGCCAAGCCAGGGGUAAAUAGUUUUAGAACAGUAUGAAAACUUGUCUUAGCUCCUGCAGGAGCCCUACGAGACCCAUGCAAGCUGUCAAACCAUCCUUACACUUUUUGAAAAACAGUUUAAAGGGUGUCCGAGCACUUUUGACACUAUUGUUACCACUACAACGGGUUAUUAUGGUUAUAGUGAUUGUCAUGUUGCUUUUAGUUUGACAAAUUAUUGUUCAUUUUAGUUUUACAGUUGGGGAUCUAUCUCUUGACUACUCCUGGCCACUUUGAUCAAAAUUGAAUUAAAGGGAACAUGACACUCUGCUCCAAUGCCUUACAGAGAUGGGUGUUAUCAGUCAAACUUCUACCGUGGGCUUAACUGAUUUGCAGAUGAUACCACAAGCAGGGCGAACCUCAUGCAUGACAGCAACAUGCCUGCUUUGUUGCAAGCAUGCUGGCGUGUGAACAGAGUGACGUCAGUCAAAGCGUUCCUAUACCCCUUACUCAGUGUUAGCAUCACCGACUAGUUACCAUAGUAAUCACAGCACAUGUGUGGGUGGAAAGUAGGACCAUUGGGAGGUCCCACUUACUCUCCCUUUCAAGGAAUUCUUCGCAGAGUCUAUGCCAAAUUGAUUGACAGGCUAUCAUGUUCCUAGCACUCUCAGACGAUCAAUGUCAUUCAUGCUGAGUCAAAUUUCCAUUUAUAAAGCAAAACUGCUAUUUCCAUGAUCAGAAUGGCCAAGGGUCUUCCUGGGGGAUGCCAAGAAGACUAUUGGUUUAUUUCAAAACGUUCUUCAACAGUUUAGUAUUAAACUGUGGCAUAACUACAGUGUGCUAUAAUGAUUGUUGCGUACAUUUAAUUAGGAAAAAACAAAAUAAAUCUCCACAGUUCUAUCUAUGUGAGAGCACGUGAUAGUUAAAACUUUUAUUACUUCAGUAAAAUAGGUAAUUAAUACACCUAAAAUGCUUGGAUAAGCUGACUGGCGAAAUGCGUGCGUCAGGGGCUCUGGUAGCUUUUCAUUUACAGUAGGAUGUCAGCCUGUUAUUGCCGCAUACCUGUUCGCGGAAACUGACAUCUCAGCUACCACCAGUGAUACUUUAUCUAGUUUCCACUAAGAUUUACUUUUCCUCGGAUCUAUAGAGGCUUGCGCGUUAAAAAACCUCUGUACCUUGUCUAUACUAAUUAUUACGGCAGCAUUAUAUGCGGCGAUAUCCAGCUAAUGAGUUUGGCUUAUUCUCUAAUAACUUUGUGGCGAUUUUUCCUUGACACUGAUGAUUGGGCAAGGUGGGAUAUUAGAGAGAGGAUAUAAUUUUAGGUAACGGGUGCCCUCGAAGACACUUUAGGUUGCUCUAACUAUCUAGAUUAGGACUAUCUAUACUCUCUCCCUUCCCAAUAUACUCUCUAUUGCCUUAUAGUUACUAUUUUGCUAUCUUUUGUAAUACGAGUUCAAGGCAUGUAUAUUGAGAGUGGCUAAUACCUAAUGUCUGAGCUGUGGGGGGGGGAAAAAAACCUGUUUUUAAUUGUGAAAUAUUACCUUAAGGCAUUGAGUGGAUGACUUUCUAUAAUUUUUAUUUUUAUUUUUUUUGAAUGCUGCAAAUAUGAGUCUUGUCUCCAAGCAACAUCAUUUUUAACUUAAUUAUUUUUUUUUUGUAAAUAUAUUUUUAUUGGGUGUUUUAAAUUUUUCAGUUUCGAACAUGACAUGAGAAAGCUCCGGUAUGGACACGCAGGUCUCAUUAUGUUUGCAAGCGAACUAUUGCAUUGGAAUAAAUGCUGCUCAUGUAUGUAUACACUGGUGACACGCAGGUCACAUUUAAACGUAAGAAGCAUAAACUAGUUGGACUCGCAGGUCCUAUGGCAUAUACUUGACAUGUAUCUCUAAGCUAGUUUCAGUUUGGAUACUUAGGUCCCAUCUGUAUGAAGCGUUAACUGUCAUUUUAGGAAGCGUCGUUCGGUCAGGUUUACGUUGAGUUUUGUGUGUUCAGUCAACUAAUUGAGGCAACAUGUGUCUUAACAUGGUAUAUCUUAACCUGGUGCGGUGAUAUGUGGAUCAUUCAUGAGAGGGUGUGGUAGAGAUAGAAUGGACUCGUAGGUCCUGAUCAGGGUCGUUUUGUUUUUUUGUUUUUUUGUUUUUUUUUAUGUGGAGAAUCUUUUGCAUGUGUUGUGUCUAUGUGAGUGUGUGUGUCAGUGGCUUCCAGGAGUUACAAGGCGUUGGGUUUGAAAUUUGUAUUCUAUCAUAUACUUUUAUCUGUGUAAAGUAUUUGUGGGUAAGUAGUAAGUAAAAUGUAGGGGUAGCUCUAGUGGCACGGGCGUUUUGUGGACUUUUUUUUUUUUUUGGGCUGGUAUGAGUGGCAUCUAUGUUCGUUGUGUGGUUGAUUCCCAAGUCUGUUCCAUUUAUGUUGUUGUCCCUCCCGCCUUCCCUGCUUGUCGUGUCCUAGUCAUGUGCUGGGUAGUCCGUUGGGUUGUGUGUGUGUGUGAUGUGGAUCCCACGGGAGGGUGAGCUAUCCUCGUUCCUUGUGUUAUCGUGAUUCCGGGAUCAGGAUUUUCGGUUUCUGGAGUGUUAGUGUGUGAGGUUCGCUCGGGGGUCUCCUGUUGUUCAGCUCUAUCUUGGGUAUUGGUGCGUGAGUCGGGGGUGUUGGCUUGGGUUCAAUGAGAGGUCUGUAUGAUUUUGUUUUUUGGGGUUGGUAGGUUGUUGCCAGUAUCGUAUGCUGCUACGUCCUGUGCCCUCAUUGGUUGCGUUCAUGGGGUGGUUGUGUGUUGGCGGUGUGUUGAUCCUGUGAGCGUUGUAGUUGUAUUGCGUGUAGUGUGUGUGGCUUGUUAGGGGGAGGGAUGGGUGGAAGCCCCCUUAACUCCCUUCCCCAGCCACCGCGUCCCCCCCAUCUCGUCUCGCCCACGUAUAUUAUCCAAGGUUGCCACUUGUCAACGUGUUUCGUGAGGGUGUCUCGUAGGGUCGCAUGCAUUUCUUCUGCAAAUCUGAUCUCUUCUACCCUGUUUAGCCAUUGUUCCAUUGUGGGGGUGUUUGUCAUUUUCCAUAGGGCAGGGAUUAGAGCCUUGGCCGCGUCGAGAAGGUGUCGUAGGAUGGAUCGUUUGUAUUUUGAAAUCGGGUCUUUAGUGUGAUGCAGGAGGGUGUUGUCUAUUGACAAUUGCGUCGUGUGCCCUAGUACCUCUUUGAUGCGGGACGUAAUCUGGUUCCAAAACGGUUUAAUGUUGGGGCAGUCCCACCAGAUAUGUUUUAGUGUUCCAAUAUCUGCUUCACAUCUCCAACAGGUCGCCGAGGUGUUGGGGAAUAUUCGGUGGAGCAGGUCUGGGGUUCUGUACCAGAAUGUCAAUAGCUUAUAGUUCAUUUCUUGGUAUUUUGAGCUAAUCGUGGAUUUGUGAUGGAGGAUAAGAAUUUUGUCCCAUUGUGCGUCGGUGAAAACUUUGUCGGUGAUGCUUUCCCAUUUUUCCUUAUAUCGUUGAGUUGCUUGCUGCUCACCUGUGAUUAGGUAUUGGUAGAGCGUCGACGUUGGUUUCUGAGUCGGUGUUUGUUUGUCGCAGAUGUCCUCAAACCACGUGAGGGUUCUGUGUGCCUCUUGUUUGUUCGGUAGGGUGUGAUAGAAAUGCGUCAGUUGGGAGUAUCUGAAUUUGUGCAUGGGAGCUGGCUGGCCUUCCAUUAGGCGUUCCAGGGGGGUCAGUCCAGUGGCGGUUAGUGUUUUGUGGAGUGGUAUGAAGUCCCUUCCCUCCAGGAAGUCCCAGGCCUUGAUCGGUAGUCCUCCCCCCACUGCUUGGUUAUGUGUUAGCGUGGUCAUCGGGCUGGGUGUUGGGGAGAUGAUCGUUGCGUUCCUCAUUGUUGACCAUAUGUGAAGGGUGUGACUCGCCGGCGAGGUUGCGCCGGGGUCGUGACGCCGUGGCGUUUUCUGAUUCCAUAGGGAUGCAAAAAUGGAUGGGCUGCAUGAUUCUUUGUCCAAGGCCACCCAUUGUUUGCAUCUCGGAUUAGUGUGCCAUUCCAGUAUCCGCUGUAGGGCUGUCGCUUGGUGGUAUUUGCGUAGGUCUGGGAGUGCCAAUCCGCCCUGACUCCUGGUCUUGCAUAAUAGUUCAUAUCUUAGUCUAGGUCUGCAUCCUCUCCAGACAUAGGUCAGGAAUGCGUUUUUUAUUGUCGCGAAAAAGGUCGUCGGUAGUGCCACUGGGAUUGUAUGGAAUAAAUAUAGUAGUCUGGGUAGUAUAUUCAUUUUGAUGACCGCUAGGCGGCCGAACCAUGAGAUGUGUGGAUAAUUCCAGGUUCGGAGGUCUUGUAGAAUGCGUGUGAGGAGUGGGAGGAAGUUUUUCUGGUAGAUGGCGUUGGGGUCAGCCAUCACCCAUAUCCCCAGGUAUUUCAUUUGGGUAUGGCACCAUCGGAACGGGAAGGUCGAGGCUAUAUCCCUGUGUUCCCCCAGUGGGUCCGUGAUGUUGAACAGUUCGCAUUUGCUUAAGUUAAGUUUGAGGCCCGAGAGGUGUCUGUAUUUUUCGAAUUCUUCCAUUAGGCAUGGUAGGGUGAGUCUUGGACGUGUAAUGAAGAACAACAUGUCAUCCGCGUAUGCGGCUACUUUGUGUGUGGCGGUUGUACAAGUGUAGCCCGUGAUGUUAAUAUUUCGCUGGAUUGCCUCCAGUAGGGGUUCCAAUGUUAAUGCGUACAAUAACGGGGACAGGGGGCACCCCUGCCUCGUACCGUUGCGAAUCGAGAAGGACUCCGUCAGGGCUCCGUUAACACGCACCGCUGCCGUCGGGGUGCUGUAUAUCGCUCCGAUCCAUUUCUGUAUGUUGUCGUUAAACCCCAGUAGGCGUAUCGUCGUUUUCAAGAAUGCCCAGUCAACUCGGUCGAACGCCUUUUCGGCGUCCGUGGAGAGUAGCAGGAGUGGUGUUCCAUGUUGUCUUGCUAAAUGUUGUAUAGCGAGAACUCUGAGUGCUAUCUCGAGCCUCCCGUUCCGGUAUAAAUCCCGUUUGAUCAGGGUGCACGAGUGUUGGCAUUAGGUUGCUAAGUCGGGUGGCUAAUAUUUUGGUGAAGAGUUUUGUGUCCAUGUUUAAGAGGGAGAUGGGUCUGUAGCUGCCGCAGGUUUCCGGGUCCUUACCUGGUUUUGGGAUUACUGUAAUUGUAGCCGAUAGUGAUUCGGCGUGGAAUGUAUGUCCCUCAGUGAUGGCAUUGAGCGCCUUUGUAAGUUUGGGGGCUAGUAUAUCUUGGAAGCGUUUGUAAUAGUCCAGCGUAAGUCCGUCGGGUCCGGGUGCGUGUCCUGUCUUAAUGUCGUCUUCGGUGAUCGGGCGGUCGAUGGUUUCUGCAUCUUCGGCUGUCACCGUCGUGUAGAUGUUCUCUCAGGAAGCAUUCCAUGCAGCCUUGUUUGAUUCGCCUGCCUUCUUCGUCACUUUGUGAGUGUGUAUUGUAGAGUGAGGAGUAGUAGGUGAGAAAUUCCUUGGCGAUUUUCUCCAGGUGUUGGGUAGUAGUGCCGUCGCUUGUUUUUAAUUUGUGGACUUGUGAGGGGUGUUGUUGUCCCCUGAGCAUUUGUGCGAGGAGUUUGCCUCCUUUGUUUGCGUGGAGGUAGAAGAAACCUUUAGAUCUUCGGAGUUGUCUCAGGUGUCUCUUGAGUAUCAGUGCGUGUAGUCUCCUUCUUUCCUCUAAUAGUUCUUUGUAGGUAUCUUCCACCUGUUGGCGUUUGUGUUGUGUUUCCAGGGAGCGGAUCCGGCCAAGGAUGGUUGACAUAAGUGCGCCCGCCUCUUUUUUCCGUUGUGACGCGAUUUGGAUGAGCUUGCCCCGGAGUACCCUUUUGUGUGCCUCCCAUAUUGUCAUAUCUGAUACGUCUCCCGUCUCAUUCUCGGUAAAAUAUGUCUGUAGAGUGUCGGUGACUUGGGCCCUCAGUGGGAGGUCGGUUAAGAGGGAGUCGUUGAGUCUCCACGUCGUUCUCGUCGGUCUUAUGAGUGGAGAUUCGAGGUCUAUCGACACUUGUCCAUGGUCCGACCACGUUGCAGCGUGUAUGGAUGCUCUCCUAAGUCUUAUUAGAGCUUCUUGUUGCAAUAGUAGGAAGUCUAUUCUGGAGUAUCUUUUGUGUAUUAUGGAAUAGUGAGUGUAUUCUCUGUCUAGUGGGUUUAGUGUUCGCCAGCAGUCUACCAGGCGUAGCGUUUUCAGAGUAUGGUGUAUGGUUCUUAUUUCUCUCUGUGGGAUGCUGCUGUGUCCCGUUGAGGAGUCUACUUUAGGAUCUAGUGUGACAUUGAAGUCUCCUCCCGCGAUCAAGGUUCCUUCCGUGAAGUUUUAGUGCCUUCAGUGUGUUCUUAAGGAAUCUAGAUUGAUUGUUGUUGGGGACGUAUAUUGUCGCGAACGUGUAACAUCGCCCUGCGAUAUUCCCCUUUACGAAGGUGUAUCUGCCGUUGUGGUCUAUAAGGCGAUCCUGUUCCUGGAAUUGUAGGCGAGCUGCUAUAAGGAUCGCGACCCCUGCCUUUUUUGCUGUAGGGUGGUUGCUGUAGUAGUUAGUGGGGUAGUGUUUGUUCUUGAGUGUCGGGGCCGCUCCUUCUCGAAAGUGAGUUUCUUGGAGAAGAGCUACUGCAACCCUCUCUCUCUGAAGUUCCCUCAAGAGAUUAGUUCUGCGUUCUGGGAGAUUCAAUCCCCUGCAGUUUUGCGUGAUGAUUUUCAUCGGGUCUGGUCUGUAUGCCAUCUUGUCCGUAUCUCUGCGCAAUGGUGGUGUCUUGUCGGGUGCCGGGGUCCCUCGUCCGCGUCCCGCCCUCUAAUGUACGCUGGAGUCGACCGAGGAAGCCCGAACCCGUGGCUUAAUUCCUGGGUUUUGAUGUGGUUCGGCGCCUUUGCGCCGUCCGGUGGUUAGCUCGAGGCGGAUGCGACGGCCGGGUCAGGAGCGCAGGGGGGGGUAGUGACGUUCGGGUGGGUUGUUGGACUGCGGUCACGUGUGAGGUGGUUGGUGUUUGUGGGGUGUUGGUAUUUGCUCCUGUGUGGUCUAGGGGAGUUGUCUGCUCAGGCUCAGUGCCUUUCGGUUAUGUUAUGCUCCGUGUCUGGUUCGUGUGAUGGGGGUGUGUGUUUCUUAUUUGGAUGUUGGAGAGUAGGAUAGGUGUGGUGUGCGUGUCGUGGUAAUGUGAGGAGGUGAACCUCUCCGUGGAGAGGGAGUUCGUGUGCCUACGGUGUCGGUCGGAGGGCACCCCAAGAUCUAUCCCGGUGGUGUACCAGUCUGCCUCCGUAGUAUCAAGCGUGCGCACCGAAAGGGGUGGGUAGCGUGUCUGGGCCCUUAUCCGUUUAGGCUAUGGUGCCUGUGUGGUAUAUGCGGUGUUAGUUGUAGAGUUGAUACUUGAGAAGGGUUGAGUAUCGUCGGUAAAAUCUGUCAGUUGUGUAGAAGUGUAUUUCCGUUUGGGGUUGUAGCGUCCGUCCACUGUAGUAGAGGUGUUAUAUAGUCAUCACUAAUGCCAUUGGUGUGUGCCUGUAGUGUUAUCAGCACUAUGCCUGUUUGUUGCGCCUUUUCGGUGUCGCUGGUAUCGGGUGGGGGGAUGUACCGUAAGGGUAAUUUGCGCGUAGUCAAAGUAGGGGCUUGAGGAUAUCUCUUCGGGGUGUGUGCAUUGUGGGUCCUCUUCUCAUUGUGUCUGGAUCGUUGCAUUUAGAACCCUUUCGUGUUGUGGAGGACCCAUUUGCAAGUGAGAUAUCCCUUAGUUCGGUCAGUAUCACAUCUCCUCUGUUUUCCCCCUCUGGAGAUUCAGGUAUCCCCUUUACCCUGAUAUUGUUGCGACGACUGCGGUUGUCCUGGUCCUCUAGCUGUCGCCUCAUGGCCAGUAUGAGGGUGCCCUGGAGUCAGGUGGGUGAGGUCAUCUUUUGUGACCAUCCUCAUUGCCAUGCGCUUUAAUUCUGCUCCGAUGUCUGCCAGUGUAGUGGUGUCGGCAGUGGAGCAUGUGGAUGCUGGCUAGAUCGGCGCCAUUUUGGAUGUCGGGGAGCUGGGGUCCGGGCCGCAUGGCGCGUGGAGGAAUUCAUCCAUCGGCCCCGUUUGCGACCCUUAGACGGAAGGUUUGGGGGUCUGGGGUAGGUCCCCUCUCUUUGUGCGACCCAUUGGUGGCAGUGCGUGCCGGUGAGUAGGGGGUUGCUCCGUUCUAUAUGCUUUCGUGGAGCGGAGCACAGCGCUUAGGCGGCCAUUUUCAUCGGCGCCCAGGCGACGCCCCGCAACAUCAUUUUUAUCUAAUUCAUAGAGCUUCUGUUUCAAGCACUGAUUAGUAAUGGUUACCUUCUCUAAACAGUGUUUUUACUCACAGACAUUUUAUUCGUUUUGUUUAUAGAGCUGUGAAAUAGAUACAUUGCUCUGGAACAAUAUGUACCCACUUUAGUGUUCCUAGCUUUCAUGCUUUGCCUAAGAUGUUAUUAAAAAAAAAAAAAAAAAAAAGUAAAAAUGCUCUUACCUGGUUGGAGAUACUGUGAACAUAUUAUAUUGCACAUAUGGGCAUUUAACCCCUUAAGGACACAUGUGUGACAUGUCAUGAUUCCCUUUUAUUCCAGAAGUUUGGUCCUUAAGGGGUUAAAGGGCCACUCUACGUUCCACAAACACUUUAUCCUAUUUAAGUAGUUAUGGUUACUGGAGUCCCCAGGUGCUGUCCCAAUGUACAUUUUUUUUAAGGAAUACUUAAGUAGUGCAAUAAAAAUUUAAUAAAAUAAAGAUUUACUCACAUUUUUUCCCUGCUCAUUAUCUACAUGUGCCCUGCUUACCUCUCCAUAUCCGUGAAGUGCUUACGUGUAUCUUCUUUAAUAAGGUCCAUAUGAGCAGUGUGAAUUUAAAGUCUAGGAACUGAGCUACCUAGUCUAUUCUUAAAAUAAUCUGUUAAUAUAUUUUGUUACUUCAAACCAUUGUGCCUUGGCAACUACCCCACCAUAUGACUCACUGGCAUAUGCAAGUAAUAUGAAGAAUAGAUACAUUGUGAGGACUUUUUGCUCUUUGUCUGAUAAGUUAAGAAGAUGAAUUUGAGAAAUCAUCGCAUUGGUUUUGCAAUACUGUACUGUCUUUCUAUAAUUACUAAAUUUACUUAUUAGUAAAAACAAAGAGAACGUUACCUGCGCUCUGGCCUAAAUCCCCAUGUACAUUUAAACAAAAUGGAGGCUCUUUAGUUCUAUUACAAUGGCCAUUUGAAUAUAUAAGCUCACCUGCCACGUCAAGGCAAGCCUCAAUAGGUGAGUUCCUACACUAGCCAUUAGAUAUGCUGAUAUCAGCCAAGAAUCUCCAGUAAGACAGGAAGGGGUAUUUUAUAAACACUUUCACAUUUAACCCUUUAUAGGGCUUCUACACAUACAAUAAACUUUGCUGGUAUCAGACAAAGUGUUAAACAUCUCUAAUGAGACAGGAAGGGCUAUAACAUAUACAAAUCACCUUGCUGGUAUCAGCUAAAAGGCAAAUUUCUCUGAUGCGACAGGAAGGGGUGCUGCCCCUACAUACUUAUAAACUCUUAAGACAAACGUGGGGAGGCUGGCAGCAAUGUAACAUAGCUGUGUGAUACAAAAUUCAUAUAAAUUGUAUAUAAAUUUACUACUUGUUGAGAAGAGAAGAAAUCUGACUGUUCCACAGUCAAUAUAUGUUUUAACUUCACUUUUGUUGCAUUAAUUGGAAUCUCUUCAAAUUUAGCUUUUGUUUUUUUUUGGGGGGGUGGGGGUUGUUUUUGAAAGGUUGAACUUUGCAUGAAGGGGAAGGAACUACUUACCCAAACUAAUUGUUUUCUGUGGUUUUACUGCAACAUUAAAUGACCACCUUGGAAGAAACGUCCUAGUCCAGUAGUAUGUACAUGUUUGCACUGAUGUGUAAAUGCUGGAAUGUUUGGUUUCUAUUAGAGGAAUUCUUGGUUUCUAGUAGACAUCAGGUCUAGUGCCCAGAGUUAGGUUUCUAAAGAAAAUAACUCUACAGACUCCAUAUCAGACGUCAUGAUUACCACAUUGAGAAAUAGAGGAGUAAAGAUCAGCACUUGUGAAAGAAGAUUUAACUUUAAAUACAUAAAACACUUGCUUGAAUUACUUCAUGUAUGAAGAAUGUGCUCUCUUCUUUUCAUAUAACAAAGUGCAGUUUUCAAUAGAAAUUUGCAUUUUUAUAAAUUAGCCUUGUUACACCCCGUGGCUGUUAAUACCAGUCCUGUUACUUUGUUUAGCUCAGGGGAGCUAAAUUCUAGAGUCAGGCAAUUCUCAGUGAGCUGCAUUGGGAAGUCUGGGUUGGGGAACUGGGGGCAGUUUGUAAAGGCUUCAGACAAGAGAACUGUGUUAUUUGCAAGCAGUGUUUAAAUAUACUCCCAAUGAAAUAAUGCAUAAUUAAACAGGUUCAUGUUUUCUUUGUCUACUAAAGAGUAAUACAAUUUUAAAUACAUUUUUUUUUUUUUUUUGGUAUGUAGGACGGUUGACUGUCCCUUUAAGAGCGCAAAGUUUCUUUGAGAGUGAUUAUUUAUUUCCGAAAUAGCAUUCACAAUAUUAAUAAAUAAAAAUUUAAUUUGUUCUUUAAUAAUAAACCAUAAUGAUGGAUGGGUUAGCAUUCAACGGUAACAAUAUUUAUUUGCACAGGGUUCUUAAAGAUCUGAACUUGACCUUUGCUCAGUAUGCACAGAGACAUACAUGUCUACAAAUGCACCCACAGAUACUCAGAAGUACCCAAAUGCAGAAAACACUCACUGACAUCCAGAUUUACAAAUGCUCAGACAUCAUUCACGGACUCCUGAAGGGACACACGAAGCACCAAAACUUUAGCUUACUUAAAGUGAUACUAUAAGCACCUUAACGAGUUUGGUUUAAUAAAGCAGAUUUAGUGUAUAGAUCAUGCCUCUGCAGUAGGGAUCGACUGAUAUUAAAUUUUUUUAGUACUGAUGCCGAUAACUUACCAAUACCGAUAUUCUGUACAUUUACCAUUUUGAAAAAAGAAACAAUUUCUACACAAAUCUACUGUUAACUGAACAUAUUUAUUUUCACAAUUUUUUUUUUAAAGUGGUAAAUGCACAAAAUAUACAUGCCAGUCAGAUUUUUUUUUUUUGUUUUCAAGAAUAUUUUUCUCUCUCUUCCCUGUUCUUUAGUGUACCUCUCCCCUCCCUGUCCCUUAGUAUUCCUGGUGUGUCUCAUUACCUCUCUUGUAGCGUGGGUACAAGAGAAGUACAGGAAACUGAAGCUCCUGUACCGCGGUCCGCUCUGUUUCACUCGACCACACUACUUUGAGUGACUGGUAGGGGGAGUGCUGUGUGCUUCCUUCUUGCCGGUCACUCGAUUCUUGUGCCUCCAAAGCCAGUGCUCCCUAAUGCGGCUGGUGUUCCGACUUAUGCACACACCGGCCCUGCUGGGGCUGUGCCACUGCCGCCUCUCACAUUAUCGGCAAUAUCGGUAUCAAUAGUGGCCAAUACCGAUAUUUGCCAGAAUCCGGAAUAUCGGCCGAUAAUCGGUCUAUCCCUAUUCUGCAGUCUCACUGCUCAAUUUUCUGCCCUUUCGGAGUUAAAUAACUUUGUUUAUGCAACCAUAGCACCUUCCUAAAUUCAUCCUGUAAAGAGAGAUCUAAUGACUUCCUUUUAUUGCAAAUUCCGUUUGUUUAAUUUAGAUUUUAUCUCCUGUUCUGUUAAUAGCCUCCAUCUGAUUAAAGUUCAAUUUACAGUCCAGGAUAUACAAACUUAUAAAGCAAGUUAAUAUCUGAUUUUAAAAUGAAACCAGUUUAUUUUCAUGCAGGCUGUGUCAGUCAUAGCCAGAUGAGGUGUGCAUGGUCAGAAACCACAAAAAAAAGUGGCAGUGAACUGAGCAGUAAGACAAGCAGGGGCAUGGAAUGGAGAGUCAUAAAGAGCGGCGUAGGAGACAAUCUGGCAUGGCUACAGCUGGUGAGCUUAGUGAUCUGCUACUUGUGGUAGACCUGCCUCCAGUUUAAAGAUGUAUCAUUUAUUCUGGUUAAAAUCGUCCCUUUUCCAUUUAGAGUGCCCACAUCCCUUACUUUGUAUUUUAAUGCUACCAAGGGCUUAACUACCCUGGGUCCAUGGUUGCACUGUUGGGGCUUAUACUUGGAAUUAUUGAAAGUGUGCCGCCCCUAAUGUGUGAAUUUCCCAAUUUAAAGACAUUGAAUAUUAUGAAACUGGUCUAGAAUAACUUCAUCUUUUGUCAACAAUAACACCAUGUAUUGCAUGUAAAUUUACAUUAUAUAAGCAUGUUACUGAUUUUAAUGUAUGUAGAGUAACGAAACGGAACACAAACUAGAAUUUUCACAUAUCCAUGCACAAAAUAAGUAAAUGUACAUAAUUUCCACUUCACUAAAAUGUGUCUGGCGUCAUUAAUGUAUUUAUCAAAUAAACAAGUUUGAGAAAUGCAGGAAUGUUACGGAUAACCAGAAGGUUGUUAUAAAAACCUUGAAAGUCUAAUCUGCAUGAUGUUAAAUGGUAGAAUGCUAAUUCAAACAUGCUGCUGUUACAGCAAAAUAAUAUGAAUUACCUUUGAAUUCCCUCUUUAAUGAGAACCUGUGACCGUGCACAGUGAAAACACACAAUGUGAUAUCAAAAUGAUAUUUAUUUGCUUUACUCAUAUGGUAGUUUUAAUACACUACUUGCUUCAUAAAAGGAACGCUACAAACUUGCUGAAGUUCAUUAGGAGUUAACAGUUUCUCCUCUUUCUUACUUUAUAGACUAAUAGAAGUGCCAUUUUUAAAGACUAAUGAGCACAUUAAAAAAGUUCAGACAGCUAUGACGGUUCUCCUUCUGACUGCCUUGUGCACCAACACAAAGUAGACGUUAGUGAUUCUCAGAGAGAAGCUUUGGAUUUGGUGCUUUCUAUGGGAAGCAUUGCAAGUACACCAGAUGUUUUGCAAGCUCCUUGCCUUCCAGUGGAAAAGCAUUACAUUGGUCUGGAGAUUAUUGGUACUAAUGAUGUCUCAGAGGCAGAGACAAACUAUUACCAGGUGCCCUCUCAUGGUUGGAUUAGAGCAGGCUUCCCCAAACUCUGCCCCUCCAGAAGUUGCUGAACUACAACUCCUAUGAUUCUAUGAAUGAAAUAGGCUGAGAAUCAUGGGAGUUGUAGUUCAGCAACCUCUCGAGGGCCGAAGUUUGGGGAAGCCUGGAUUAGAGGCAAGUUAUCCCUUUAUUUAACUAAAAGGGGUACCCAGUAAACGAAACAAUACUUUGUUAUAAAUAAUAUGCAUGUGACUAUAAUAUACUUGCUGCAUUCAUCUUUAUUGUGUAUUCUUCAGCUCUGUGGGGUUUAUUCACUAAAUAACAAACUCCUGUAAGUUUCAAAACCAAUUUUGCUGUUUUUGGAGUUACUGACAAAACAUAUUAUUAAGAUAUAUCCCCAGACACGCUUGCUUUUAAUUAUGCAUUUUUAUUUCAUUUGGGGUAUAUUUAAAAAUUACUUGUAAAAGCUUCAGAUCUAUUGUCUACAGCAUUUAAAAGCUUUCUUCAGCAGCCCAGACAUUCUGUGGCUGUCAAAUCUCCUACUUCGCAAUGCAGUUCAAUGAUAAGCCUUUAAAAAGCAGCUGCUCUGGGCACUUGCCAGCCCCUUGAGUUGAGCUCUGCUCAGCUAAGUAACCAUGAAGUUACAGGACUGGUUAUAUGUAAGCCUUGAAGGUACAUUCAUAAAAGUACCAGUUUCUUCUGAAAUCUGCACUUUGUAAAAUGAAAAGAGAAUGCUCCUUACUAACAAAGUGUUUAAGCAAGAUAUUUGGAGUGUUCCUUUUUACUAUAAUUAUUUAGCGAAUAAACCUAUCUUUACGAGAAUCAGACAUUUAGAAAGUUUUCUGCCUCCACCCCCCCCUUUUUAAUUUUUUUAGUCCUGUAUAAAUGUAGUUCUUGUAUAAUUCAAGGUGAUCUUGCUCAUAAAUUCCUCCACAUUCAUAACCAUGUGAUGAGCUUGUUUAACUAGUAUGUGUUGGUUCUGGGUUGAUUUAGCAGACUUAAUCUGUUUAAUAGCAAACACAACACGGUACAUGUAAACAUAAUUUUAUAUUUUUUUUCCCUCUAAGGUAUCUUCAAACAAAAUAGUUCCAGGCUGAUGGAUGAGGUACUAAAACAGCAGAAAAAACUCUUGGACCAUGAGUAUUGCAAGUACCCACUAGAGUAUGCAAAUGGAAGCAUAGACAAAACUGGUAAAGGUAUGUUUAUUCAACACAGGCAAACUGAGAUGGAAAUAUUAACAAGAUGGAAUUGGAAAAUUAAAAUGUUUCUAAGCUAUGUAUGUAUUUUUGUUUUGUUUGCUGCUUUGUCUUUCAUUCCCCUCCCUCGCCCCCCCACCCCUAUCUAGACAUAUAAACUGUCAGUCCAUGAACAGAAAGUCCAGUGUUAAGUUAAUUAUGCUUGUUUUUGUUUUUAAACAACCUUUUUUCUCUUUUGGGGGGGUUCGUUAAGACCAUUUGCACAUCUUUUGGAUGCACAGCAAAUGUUUCUUGGGGUUGUAUUACAGCUAACAGAUUUAAAAAGGGAGAGCUUGUAAGUUAACUAAAGCUCCCAGAAAAUCUUGCUCUGCCCCUAAAGCCCUGCUUUCAGGGGAUGGUAAACCCAAAAAUGGCACCUGACACCAACAAAUUUAGUUUUUUGAGUGUCAGCAGCCCUAAGGAUAUCUGUCUUGACCACCACCAUAAUCAGUAGAGAUUGAAUCUUCCUGACCAUUGUGUGCCUGUGUAAGAUGCUUUUCCCAAUGUGUCAGUGCAGCAGUAUGAAGAAAUUACAUUUUAAUUCAUUAUUGUAGGAGGAAGCAGGAAAAAUAUCACAGGGGCACAAAGAAAUGCAACAGAAGCUAAGUUUUGGCUUGGUGUUAAUGCUGUGCUUCUAAACAUCCGCACAAUACCAUCUACUUGACUCUCUUUGUGCCCUAGGAAUAAAUUAUCUGCCCCUUGAAAAUAAAAACCUGUGAGUCUUCCAGUAUCUGAAGUUUUGGCCAAAACUGACCUUCAUAUAGUUGCUGUUCUAUGCAUCUAUUUAUUUUAUAGGGUAGAUUCUUGUAGUGUGGUGGUUAUGGACUGUUAUGAGAAAGGGGCUUUGAACCCAUAAACAUUAGUGGUAUGCAUAUUCUCUAUUAAUAAAUAGGGCCACAAUAAUGAGCCUUUUCACUGUUGCCAAGUGUUUAGUUUGAAGUUAUGCUCUUAUCGCAGCUUAGUACACACAAAACACUUUAUCAGGACUAUUCAGUAAACUGUCAAUUGUCAAAUUAAAUUCAAAAGCAAUUGGAAAUUACAUGUGGAAUUCAAAUAUCAAGGAACAUGGCUUUAGGAUUAGAAACAUUUUCUCCUUACCCUGUAGUACCUUGUUAACCUUUUGGGGUCUGGAGAUAAGGAGUAAAACCGUAGUUUUACUUGCUGUUUCUCCCUUGCAGUGCCAUUGUCAGUGCUGCCAUCUUGCUUCCAGGGCUGAGAUCACCAAGGUUGAUGCUCUCAGCCAAUCCAAUGCUUUCCAGUAUGUACGCAUUGGGAAGGUAGUGUGCACGUGCAGCACUCUGCUAUUUCGGUGAAAUCACUUCCAGUGGCUAAAAGCCACUGGUAUUUAAACCCUACAAUGUUCCUGCAAAACAGCAAUGUUUUACUUGCAAUGUUAAAACUACAAUUAAAUGUAAUUUAAAAACUACUAUAGUAAAAACUAAAGUUGGCAAAACUUGACCAGCCAAAGCUUCUGCUAGCAACAGCGUGGGAAACAUGGCAUUGUCUAUCAUAUUGCAAGACAAUAUCUAUCAGUGGAGGCUCCUGCAGUCUCGAUUUCUCCAUAGACACACAAGUACAGCACUUACGUGGUCUCCUGGUGGAUGAAUAAACCUGAGCAGUGAUGUCACAAUGGGGGGGUGGGGGGUGGGGGAUCUUUACAAAAUACGUAAAGAUCCUGGAAGGUCACAGCAGCUUUAAAUAGCGUGAUUAGAAAAAUUCUAUGUAGAGCAGUUUUUUAAGCUUGACUAUUUUCAGCCAAAAAUGUUCAGUUCCUUUGUAAAUUCUCAACUAGUAUCUGUUUAAUGAAUAAAUAUAAAAGGAAUUUGUGACACUGGAUUCUUCUUGAAAGAAUUAGUGAGACUAUUUUUCCAGUUGGAUGUGAACAAUACAGUACAAUGGGCGGCUUUUGUUCUUAUUUGUAGACGUCUGUUUAGGCUUCAUUUAGUAAUCCUCUGUGGCUGAAAGUCUUCCCUGGCUUCUAGUCUUAAUACCAUUUCACAUUAAAUUAAUCUAGUCAUGAGGCUGAAAAAGAUUGUUCCCACUGAGAAGUCAAAUUUUGUACAAGGGGUUUAUUUUUUGUUUAGUAACUUGUUGCAGAAGUAGCAUGGGUAUUUGGUGUGGGUUGAGCAGGCCUAGCUUUGUGGUCUCUUGCCCGUUAUAGCUACAACACUUCUCACAAAGUGUAUUUUAUUUAAAUCAAGAUAAUGUUAAUCUAAUUUAUCUCAUUCUCUAUUCCUUAACCCAUUCGUGACCAGUACUUAGGCAUAUCCUAGCAAACACUCCAUCAAAAAAGUGUCUUAAUAAAACAUAGUUUUGUAUGGAGCAACACCUACUGGCAGGCCUGCCCACAGAAAAUUCACUUUGUCCCAUUGUCAAGGCAAGUUCUCUAGGAAGGGCUGUGCCACCAGCAUGUUGUGCAUGCUGACCACAAAUACAAACUACGCACAGAACAUUAGUAGACCCAGAGCUCCUUUUCUCCUUAUCUUUGCAGCCUUUUUCUGUGUACGGCUGCUGCAAAACUAAUGUUGUGUGAAUUCGUGACCAUUAACUAUCACCCACACUACUCAUAGUUCUGCAAGCAAGACGAGCCAGCAGUUCUGAGUACAAAUCAAAACCUUUGUUUUCUGACCAUUUACCUUUUAACUAAAAACUUUGUAAACACAUUUACCGUUCAGGAGACAAAGGCAAGCCAAUAGGACCACAUUUCCCCUACAAUGUUUGAAAGUAGUAGAUACAUUACUCUAUUUCAUACAUGGCUGUAACAUUUGCAAUGCCAUUUGCACUCUCUCCAUAGCAUUUAGCCACUUGCCUAUUCUGAAGAUGCUAUCUGCAGACGAUGGGAAGGCUGCGAUUGGAGAAGCUGCCCAAAGAUUCUGCCAGUUAGUAGCAGAAGAGAAGAAGAAACCUUCUGAUAUGGAUGUGCAUGUCUUAGACCGUUUACUAAGAAGUAAGUAAAUUGUUCAAAAUAUUUUCCACUAAAGUGAAAUUCAAAAUGACGUGGGCAUGUUAAAUACGUCCCACAACAUAAACAAGCGGAAUUGUAUAAAUCAAGAAUCUCUUGUAAAAUGCUGCGUUGACCACUUAACUCUAUUCAUUUUAAGUUAUUUGUGAAGAUAGAAUGUUUAUGGAAAAACUCCUAUAGAUUGUGUUGGAAUUUACUGGAAGCGCAAACACAGUCAGAAGAUAGCUCUUUUGUAAUAGGUGAUUGUGGGUAUUUAUACAGCUAAUGGGGGGUGAGAAAAGUUGAGGCUGAAAUGUCAAGGUGAUGUGUGUUCAAAUUACCCUCACUGAAGCAGAUUUGCGAGAUAGUCUUUGCUUACGUAAGACAAAGGAACGGAUACUUUAUCUUAUGUAUGCAUUAAAUUCUGGGGAAAUGUGACAGAAGGUGGUUCUCUACCCUGUAAAAUAUCACUCCACCCUUUACAGUAUAUGUGGGAGUGUUGAAAUCAGCAGGUUAGUACACAUUACACUAAUAUCUUUCUGAACCUAAAAAUAGCAAAAUUCAUCGGUUGUCAUUUAAAUGAACACUAUAGUUACCCAGACCACCUCAUCUAAUUGAAGUGGUCUGAAUGCAUAGUCCCAUAACGAAUAACUAUGGUGGUGGAUCCAAACAUACAUACAGGAUUGGGACAGAUCAUUGACACUUAAAGUAUACUUUAGGAACUCUGCUGCACAGAUUAUGGACAUCUGUGUGCCCUCCAUUUUUUCCAGUUAUUUGCUUUGUGUAGAUAUAUAUUUGUUUGUACUUUAGUGUAUUGAGUUAUAUAUUUAUGGUGAUUUGGCACUAAGCACUUUAAUGUUUUGCACUUUAUAUAUGGUGGACUAGUUAUGUGAAUUGAGAUGUUUACGUCUAUAUAGGAGAGAUUAGCCCUCUUACCUAUACUUCUAUGUUGUGUCAAUAAAGUACCCUUUUUUCUAUUUUGCUUUAAAAUUGAGUGCGGUAUCAUUUUGGUAUCUUCUAUAAUUCUAUGGUGGUUCUUUAGAGGUGACUCAGAUAUCUGCACCAAAUGUGUGAUUAAGUGCAAGUACCAUUGGAUGUUUUGGGUUAAUCUGAUAUUGUUAGAUUUGAAUGGCAUUCUUGUCUUUGGGUGCAAGAUAGGGUGCGACUAGGUAUUUUUUUUUUAUUUUUUUAUUAUUGUUCCCCUCCACCCCCUGCUUAGUAAGAAUAUUAAAAAAAAACAAGCUUGUCAGCUGUGUGAUUUUUUUUUUUUUUUAAUUAAUUUUUUCAUUAAUUACAACAAACUUUAAGCUGUAUGCCAUUAAUUACAACUUAUUAACUUUCUUCAAUGUUUCAAAUUCAUAUACUGUAUAUAUUUGAUUACAUAGUCAAAGAAGCUAUUUAUUCAUUUGAAUACCUUUAAAUAUCAUUAGUGGUAUUUUCAAAUCUACAUUUCUUUCCUGCUCUAGAUACACAUAAAUUCCCUGACCCGGAUCUUAUAUUAAAAUUUGGCAAUGUAGCCAGUACAUUAGGAUUUCUGCCUUGGCACAUCAGACUUUCAGAAAUCAUGUGAGUAUCCUGUGUCAUCAUAGCUGUACUUCUCUAAAUUAUUUCUACAGUCACAUGUUAUCUACAUUAACAUAAUGCGAAUUAAAAAGGGCAAGAUCUAAAACACUAAAACAAUGCACAACAAAAUGGCCUCUCCUUGUCUCUCAGUCAGUCUGAAAAAUUAAUAUAUGGAUGCAAUUGCUGAGACUGUGCAGGGGCUUGAUGUAAUUUUAUGGUAAUUCAAAUAGAUUUCAGAAGCAAGUGUAAGUAGGGUGAAGCGUUCACGCAUAGCUUGUUAAACAAAAGCAAGAUUAUAAAAUUAACUUUCAAAAUCUAGUUAUUUUUCCUUACAAUGAACCUGAAAAAAUAACUUACUUGAAAUCGCUCACAUAUACAUUAAAUACACCAUAUAUCCCAAAAUACAUGGUGUAUUUAAUGUAAACUAUAAAGAUUUACUCACUUUUAAUCUGUUCCAGCGCUGCUUUGUGAGUGUUACUCUUCAUGUAACACCCACUUCCUGGCCAUCCUCUGCUUCGCCUUCGCUCCUUCUGAUGUUUUCUUUGAUUUGCACUGCUUCAGGCUCCUCCACAAGCAGAGCAAAUUUUGUUGGUGACGAAGCUAGUGCACCAACGUUGGAGAGGAGUAAUGUCCCGUUACUCUGUUCCUAUUAUCCCUAGCCGGCACUAUAAACAGUCUAAGGAGUUUCCAUAGCAACCACGGUACAUGCACUGUGGUUGCUAUGGGUGGAGAGCAUAAUCGACUUCCUGUGGGAGGUGUCAGUCAAUGCCUCGACACGCCAAGGGCUUUAAAUGAAAGCGGGGCAAAAAAAACUAUUUUUAAAUAGAUUUUUUUUUUUUUUUUUUUCUAAGCUAUACAUUUUUGUAGCAAAACUGCUAUUACACUGAAUGUAUAGAUAAAAUCUCCUCAUGCUCAAUCUCAUGAGCAUACAUUGUUUGGGGCAUGACAGGUGCCCUUUAUACGCUUGAAGUGACGCUGUAGUCACCAUAACCGCUUCAUCUCAUUGAAGUAGUUAUAGUGUCUGGAGUCCCCGGUACUGUCCUAUCAUUAAGCAUUAAACUAUUUUCAAUGUCCCCAGCAACCCAUUAUUCUCUGUGCUACAUGAGCGGACUAGGAAGCACUAAUGUGAGUGUGAUUGGCUGAGAGUGUCAGCUGAACACAUGCAGCCUGUCACAGUCCAAUUGCUGGUAUGAAUCCGUAUGGCUACAAGGAAGUGUGUAAUAUCUUUCCUACGCCAUACCUUCAGUGGGUGCAGGGCUAUGGAAAGCUGGGGACCCGCAUUCUGUAUUAAACUGCUCAAAAUCGCUCAAUACUGAAUGGAGAGACAAUGAUGGGGGACUCCAGGCUCUAUAACAAUUCAAUGAGAUAAAAUGGAAUGGUUAUAGUACCUACAGUGUCUCAUUAAGUACGCAUGGUAUAUUGAUACUGUCAUGGAUGUUCUUUCCACAGUUAGUGCCCCCAGACUUGACCGAUGAGCUGUAUGCAGUGGCUGAGGUGAGCACUGCAUAAGCCAUUGUUUCUGUUUUUUUUACAACAAAAAAGUGACAGCAUGUUAAGGCAAAAGAAACACUCCAGGAUAUCUCAUACACCAUAUGAGAGAUCCUAGAGUAUUUACAUUCACGAGUAGGCCUUUGUGGAGUAAUUUGUCAAUCUGCUAUAAUGCCACAAAAUAAGACCUAGGCCCUGCAAAUGCAUCUUUCAAAAUGUUAACUGUUGAGCCUGAAAUGGUCCACCCUCUGACCUGUAGCUUCACAGGAUAGUGACAAAGGCAUACAUUAGGGGUAUUGUAUUCAGAAGAUGUAACUGAACACAGUAAAGGUUUUGUGCAGGAGUAGCACAAAUCAGGUUUACGAAAUACACAUUAAAAAACUUUCUGUUAAAAAAAAAUCUGAAUUUUACUGCAAUAUUUAGCAGAGAUUGGCAGUUAAAUGACUGUAAAAAAAAAAAACUGUCAAAAUACCAUUGGUAACUAGCCUGUGAUGUAUACUUUAAAUAAAUAUAUGCUUUUUUGUGGCAGUUUUGUUUUGAGAUGGCUAUUAAACUUAGUCAAACUUAAAGGGAAACUCCAGUGCCAGGAAAACAAUCCGUUUUCCUGGCACUGCAGGUCCCCUCUCCCUCCCACUUCCCAUCCCCGGUUGCUGAAGGGGUAAAAACCCCUUCAGGUCACUUACCUGAGACCCCGCCGAUGUCCCUCGGUGGUGGUUUUGGGUUGGCGUUGCUCCUCCUAGAAAUUACGUCAGCCGGUGGGCGAGACUGACCCCGCCCGCCGGCUGAGGAAACCUAAUACGAGCAUUAGGUCUCCACAUAGGAAAGCAUUGAAAAUUAUUUUCAGUGCUUUCCUAUGGGGAAUUGAGCGACGCUGGAGGUCCUCACACAGCGUGAGGACGUCCAGCGACGCUCUAGCAAUGAAAAUCUUUGCUAUGAUGCAGGAAGUGCCCUCUAGUGGCUGUCUACAAGACAGCCACUAGAGGAGGAGUUAACCCUGCAAUGUAAUUAUUGCAAUUUAUAAAAAAAACUGCAAUAAUUACACUUGCAGGGUUAAGAGUAGUGGGAGUUGGCACCCAGACCACUCCAAUGGGCAGAAGUGGUGUGGGUGCUUGGAGUGUCCUUUUAACAAAUUCUAAAAUCAAUCCACAUUGAAAUGGCAUUUUACUCUUUACUCUGUAUUUUGUGACCAGUAACUACCAAAAAUAAAUUGUGGUAUUGCUGCUCCAGUUCAGCUUCAUGAAAGUCACUAGUUUUUUACACAAAUGGUUGGAACUGAGCAUCCAAGGAGAGUACAUUUAUAUUUUUGUUCCCAAAAGACCAAAGUAAAUGGGUUUCUCACAGGGUUAUCUGCUCUUUGUCCUGAUUUGUAUGCCUUUGCAUUCUAAGGAUCCUGAUCAUCUGUCUACUUGGGCACAGAAGGUAAUUAUAUUGCAGGAAUGCUUUCACAGGGUGUUUUACCAGUGACUGGUAGUAUUGCAUAUGCUUUUCUACAUUUCAUAGUCUCUUGCAAUCAAGGGUUAUUUUAUUUUUCUUCUUGUUCAAUAUAGUUAACAGAACUAAUAUGAAACCUUGUUGCAUAUGCCCACUCUAGCAAGCUCCCUCUAAACAUAUACAAUAUAUAUAUUUCCUGAUAUAUACAACAUAUGUUUCAUGUACAUUUUUAUGUCUUCUUUCCGUAGUUGUAUACCGACACAUGUGAAUAUCUGCUAUGAAGACUUUUAUUCUGCUCUCCGUUGCUACGCAGGUUGUGAGCAGCGGCUUGGGAAAUAACCUUGUUCUAAGAUGGUUAAAUGCUUCCUUCAAAAGGGAUUCUGUACAUCUGUUUACAAUGAAUCUGUGUCCAGCCUAGCUGGUUCUCGGCUUCUACCCUAGCUUUGGAUUUCUCAUUAUUAUCCAAAAUGCUCAUCAACCUUAAAUCAUCUGAAGUGUCAGCCAUCAGUUUGGAGAAUCACCAAUUUGCUUGACAGAGAUUGAUUGUUUGGAUACAAGUUCAGCCUUUGAGUUACAGCACAGCACAGCACUUGCUUUAGUAAACCAAAUUAUAUAAUUUAUAUGAAGAGCAUCUCUACUCUCCAACAUUCCAUAUUGAAGCAUUUCAGAGCCUACAUGAGUACAGCUACAGUCUGUAUAACGUAACAACAUACAUCCAACUACCUUCUGAUCAAGAAGAAAAAUCCUCAGGUCAUCAGUCCGUCCUGUUUUCAUCCUUGAUUUGGACAUUUAUGUUGGCUGACCAAAGCUAUGGGAUCAUUAUUGUAAUAAAUAUAUACACUUGAUAUAUGGAAUGUAGAGAGCAGGGCAGGGUCCACCGCGAUAAAGAGGCUUUGUACAUCUUUUCAACCAAAUGCAUAGGAGCAGGUGUUAACAGAACUACUUGCAUAACGUUUUUUUGAUUACACCCCACCCCCCCAAUUUGAGGCUGAGACAAGGGCAAAGCUGGCAUCAUUCAAACCAAAAAUAGGGUUUGUUUAGAAAGUUCUCUUGUAAUAGUAUAAAUUGUGAAUGUUUUGUUUUGUGUUUAUUUUUUUUAAAAGUAUCUUUUCUAUUGCACUGAUGUUAUAUGGUAGCCAAUUGAAGUGGUUCCUUUUGAGAGGUUUGGCUUUUUCCCCCCAUGCAUUUUUCUUUUUCUUUCAAACCACACCAUUGAGAUAUUGCUUUCUGUGUCUAGGGCAAAGAAAAGAUUGUCUCCAUUCUUAGCAAAUUUAAAAUAUUAGAGUGCUCACUAUGUCACCGUGGGUUCAUGGGUGCAAGUCAUGCCAUGCACACUAUAAACUGUCCAGUGCUGUUCUAUAGCCUUUUAGUAUUCGUAUGUAAAGCACUUUUGUGCAACUUGAAAUGUUUAAGGGCUUUCUCAACAUUUGUACAUGUUUCUUUAUAUAGUUAGUGAGAUGGGAAGGCUCUGAUUAAAAUGCCGAAAUACUGUUGUCAAAUAUACUUGUUUCUAUUUAAUUUUCUUUUAUGUGUAAUUGUUUGAUUAUUUUGUUUGUUUUUCAUGUUAUGGGUCCCACGAGGUGUUUAUUCACCAAUCAGUUAUUAGUGGUGAGAAAAGAAAACUUUAAUUUUGGAGAAAAACAGCUCUUGUUUAUCAAAGUAGGUGAUUUUGAAACUUGCCUUUUAGGCCUCCAGUUUGCAAGCUCAAACUCACUCGUUUGCUAUGUAGCGAAUAAACCUCUAAGCAAUCUGUAUGACUAAAAGCUUCCUCUUUAACCCCUUAAGGACCAAACUUCUGGAAUAAAAGGGAAUCCUGACAUGUCACACAUGUCAUGUGUCCUUAAGGGGUUAAUGAUACUAUCCCUUUGCUCUUGUCCAGUAACACAUUACAUAUGCAUGUGCUGCCUAUAUAUCACAGGACCAGUCAGCUGACCUUUUCAGUCUUGCAUAGAUAAUGACUUUUAUCUUGAAAGUCUCAUAUGGUUAAGAGGACAGAUCCAAAUAUUUUCUUCUACAAAGGAACCAUUUUGCAGCAACAUUUCAAGAAAAACCUAUAUUACCAUCAGAGUUCUUUAGUAGAAAUUGGAGUGUACGAGUGAAAACCACUAUUCUGUGUCUGAUAAAUCUUCUUGCUCGCCCCCUUGUCUUCAUCUCAGAAUAGGAAGUGAUAUUUCUGACAGCCUUCAAAAGCCAAAAUGUGAAGCCAGGGUGAAUAUUUGAAAUCUGAUUUUAUUUAUUUUUCCCCCGGGUCUACUUCCUUGAAAUAUACUUUUAAGAAUGUAUAUUUACAAAUACACUACCUUUGUGCCAUCCCCCAACCUUCAGUGAAAAAAAUGAAAAUGCAGUAAAAUGUCUCAAAAAAUACUUGCAGUGUGCUUGUCUUUGUUCUAAAUCUCUCUAAAGCAAAAUAAAUGGAAAUAGG